Daktulosphaira vitifoliae (grape phylloxera) is the source of this 916-nucleotide messenger RNA. RefSeq lists its product as uncharacterized. Bases 251 to 685 code for a protein of 144 amino acids. NCBI's taxonomy places the organism in Eukaryota, Metazoa, Arthropoda, Insecta, Hemiptera, Phylloxeridae. The record is from RefSeq and is a predicted model, not a curated record. The transcript is spliced from 2 exons.
AGUUAUUAUGUGCAUCCAAUAGAUGUAAUGAAAAUACUGAGUUAAUAGUUUUAAAUAUUGUGAAGACGUUUGUAGGAGAAUAUGAUGUACCAAGUGUCACUGUUGCAUGCAAAAUAAACAAUAUAUAUUACACACACAUUAAUAAAUGUUUUUUCCUAUUAUGGGUAACAUAUUUCAAAAAAAUAUGUGAUAAUUAUUAAACAAUUAUAUUUUUAAGGAACUGUAUGAAUAUCUCAUUAAUAAAAUAAACAUGACAUUAUCAAUUUAUGAAAAAGAACGAAUUAUGGAAACAUCCAAAAAUCGAUUUCGUUAUAUUUUGAAGAUUAAUAUUCAAUUAAAAGAUAUAGUUAUAUUACUCCCAAGUAAAAUAAAUGAUGCUAAUGGAAUCACAAUAAAAAUUGGAUCUCUUACAUCAAAAAACAAUCUUAGAAAGAUCGAAAAAGAUUUAAAAAGUUCAAUUUUUAUUGAAGACACUUCAUUAAAAUGUGUUAAGAUGAAUAUUUUAAGGAUAAAAAAGGAAGGAUUAAAUGAAAAAAUUAUGAGUACAUUAACAUGUCCGAUUAAUUUCACAAUUAGUAUUAAAAAAAAUAUUUCUACUAAAGAUUUGAUUUUCACUGGAUUUCCAAUAAUGAACAUUAUAGUUAAUUUUGGCUAUAUUGAAGUAAUCGAGCUAGGUUCUCUCUAACCUUUGUUAUAAUAUCAAAAAAUUAAAUGUUAUAAAAAUAUGAUAUAGAUAUCAUUAAUUAAAAUGGAUUACAUUGUUUUCAUUGACAUGCUCAAAGAAAUCAUUGAAACUGAAUACACACUUAAAGGAACAAACGUAAAUAACGACAAAUUAUCAUGCUCUAAAUUGGAUAGAAAUUUGGAAUACUUAGAAGAUUAUAAGACGGAUGGUUUUGGUAAUAAAAAUAUUAUA